Pistacia vera is the source of this 2738-nucleotide messenger RNA. RefSeq lists its product as uncharacterized. The transcript has 2 exons. The record is from RefSeq and is a predicted model, not a curated record. NCBI's taxonomy places the organism in Eukaryota, Viridiplantae, Streptophyta, Magnoliopsida, Sapindales, Anacardiaceae. The coding region runs from base 370 to 2340 and encodes 656 amino acids.
GUUACUUUACUUCAUCCCCACAAACAGAAGCCUCUAAAUUAUUCAUUUCAUUCAUCCAUUCAGAUCAUCAAACCUAAAUAUAGUCGAAAGGUUUGCUGACACAACACACAUUAAUACCCACUUCUUGUGUCAGCAUCAAACUCAUCAUCAUUCUGUCACUUCCCUCCUCUUGUGCUGUGUUCUGUUCUGUUCUGAGUGGGUUUCAUUAAAAAAGAACCAAAAAUUUCUCUAUCUGUUUGCAGUUGUGUCAGCUGGGGAUUGGUCAAGAAAAACAUUCUCAAAAAAAAUCAAAACAAGGGGAAACGAACUCUUUUUUUUAUCUAAAAACCCAAUCUUUGUUGUAAAGCUCCAAGCUUUGUGUUUUUUGAUAUGGAGUUAGUGCCAUAUUCAGGGGACCCAGAUGGGAAACCGAGUUCUACAACUAUUCCAUGGGAGGACAUGUUUAGAUCAGCCUCAGUUCGUAAGCCUUCGCCAAACCCUCCGCCUCACGCGCCGCCACCUGAAGACCACGCGCCGCCAGCGCCACAGCCGGAGAAGGGAAAGUCCACUGACCCAGUUCAUAAAAACACAUUGUCUGGUGAUCCUCAGGUGAGACUUGCUCUAUACAUAGCCAUGGCUCAUGCUGGUCUUGCUUUCACUAUUUUUAUUCUGUACUUUAUAUGCAAGUUAUUGCAAGAGUAUCUUAGGCCAAUUCAGUGGGCCAUAUUGUGCUCAAUUCCACUGAGAGGUAUUCAACAAGCCCUUGUUGCAUUUUGGAGUGAGCCCUUGAAACUUGGCCUUACUGAGACUGUGCUUGCUAUUCCUGUUGCUAUGUUUAAGGUUUUCAUUGGUACUCUUGUGGAUAUUAAGGAUGUUUGCUUAAAGGUUUUUCUUAAAAGAUCAAAAAGUAAUCGUUCUAUAGGUAAUCGGACUGGAUUUUCGAAGUUACUUAGGUGGCUGGUGUCUUUUGGUGUGUUUGUAAUUGCUUAUGAGAGGAUUGGUGGUUUUGGAUCAUUGGUGAUACUUGGUUUGGGAUUUUUGUUUAGUACUAGAAAUGUCGAUUCAACCAUGUCGGCUGUUUCAUCAUUUAGGUCUAAUAGUUUUAGGCGUAGUCCAGUUAGCGCAUUUUUCACACGAGGCAUAUUGAAAAGGUUGGAAACCAUUGUAGCAAUUGGGUUGAUUGUUGGUAUGAUUGUGGUGUUUUUGAGUGGAAUGAUAUUUUUCUCUUAUAAGAUUGGUUUUGAAGGAAAAGAUGCUGUGAUUUCAAUCAAAUCACAUGUUGAGGAGAGUAAUUAUGCCGAGAGAAUGGGUGUUAAACAGUGGAUGGAGGAGAAUGAUGUGCCCGGAAUGGUGGAUAGAUACACUACCACGGUUUAUGAGACCGUGUCUGAGCAGAUAGAUAGCUUGGCGAUGCAGUACAACUUGACUGAAUUUGUUACGGGGAUUAAGCAUUUCGUGAUAGCACCAUCUGGUAAUUCCUCAGGGAAAUCAACAGCUUUGAUGAGCCCCUCUCCAUAUGCUGAGAAACUUGUGAGUUUAAGGAAGAGGGUUCACAAUCGAGAGUGGGGACCAAUUUAUACAAAACUCAAUGCUAUUAUUCAAGAAUUGACAAUCACUAGGGUGGAUCUAGUUGAGAAGGCAAAAGGGUUCGCUGCCCAAGGAGUGAAUGUGUCACAGCGUUUAUUUGCUAGUAGUGCAUCAGUUUUAGGUGGUAGUGCGAAGCUUAUGUUCUCCAUCGGACAUUCCAUAAUAUCUGGAGCUGCAGAGGUUUUCAAUUUCGUGUCUCAGUUGAUAUUAUUCUUGUGGGUUUUGUAUUAUCUUAUUACGUCCGAAUCUGGUGGAGUAACAGAACAAGUAAUGUGUAUGCUUCCGAUUUCAAAGUCUGCGAGGGUCAGAUGUGUUGAAGUUAUUGAUAAUGCUGUUUCCGGUGUUCUUUUGGCCACAGCCGAAAUUGCAUUUUUUCAGGGAUGUCUUACAUGGCUAUUGUUUAGACUGUACAAAAUACACUUCUUGUAUAUGUCAACCAUCCUUGCUUUGAUCAACCCACUUUUCCCUAUCUUUCCAUCUUGGUUUGCGACAAUACCAGCUGCUGUCCAACUCCUGCUUGAAAGUAGAUAUAUUCAUGCCAUCAUCUUGUCUGUUAUGCAUCUUCUCCUUAUGGAAUAUGGAGCAUCUGAAAUUCAGGAGGAUAUACCCGGUUAUAGCGCAUACCUCACAGGACUCAGCAUAAUUGGUGGAAUGACACUGUUUCCAUCUGCAUUGGAGGGAGCGAUUAUGGGGCCGCUGAUAACGACAGUUGUGAUCGCACUGAAGGAUUUGUAUGCUGAAUUUGUUCUAGGGGAACCAAAGAAAAGGAACUAGGAGAAUGCAGUUUGAGAGCCUGCUUUCUAUUCAUAUUUAUUUGCAACCAUGUGGAGACCUCAUGUACACUAGUUAGAGCUGCUUGGAUCAAGCUACAGAAAUGGUUGCUGAUUAGUACAUGAUUCAAAUUGUUGGCGAUGCUUCUUCCUCAGCAUGGUGUGCUUCAUUAUUAAUUAUUAUUUUUUUAUAUAGUUCUUAUUUAUAUCCAUCACUAGAGUAUGGCUUCCUUUCCCCUUUUUUUUGUAGAGUUUUGAGGGAUAGACUGAAGUUCAGAAGUGUGUUCAGUUUCAAAAUUGUAAAUUCAAUUUGUAAGAAUAAGAAUAUGUUAAGUCCCUAUGUUUGGAACAUAUAGUUUGUGAUCCUUUCAUGUAUGCACUUUGUUUUUAUGUUUCAAUUUG